GUCUGUCUACAAAUUAAAAUACUGUGCAAUACGAAGUUUGGGGUCUUUUUCCUUGUUUCUUUUGCGUCUUCUGAACAUGGAAGCAAUAAUUUUUCCGCAAAACAGAGGCCCAAUUCCAUCGCAGCCUCUACCGAGGCAAACUAACAGGCUGAACAAGUCCCGUAUUUUUGCAGUGCUCACUAAGCCUACGGAGAAUAUUAGUGGAGUGAAGGAGAAGAAAAGUUCAGAUAACCUACCGGGUUUAACAAGCAAAAUAUCUAUCUAUAAAGAUAGCUGGUUUGAUCAACUAGCUAUAAACCAUCUUUCACAGAGUGUUCAAGCUGCGACAGGGCUAAAAAACGACAAGUGUGGUUAUGAAGGCUUGGUGCAGGCAGCUGUGGAUGCAUCGCAGAAAUUUAACAUGAUUCAUCAACGUGAACUCGUGCUUCAAGCGCUUGAUAAAGCCAUCCCGAGACCGAUCCUCGACCUGAUAAAGACGCUGCUGCCCCAAUCUAGAUUUACAAGAGAAUACUUUGCUGCCUUCACUACCUUGUUUUUUGUCUGGCUGAUCGGACCAUGCCAGGUGCGGGAAUCAGAGUUCAAUGGGAGAAAAGAAAAGAAUGUAGUCCAUAUAAAAAAGUGCAGGUUUUUGGAAGAGACUAAUUGUGUUGGGAUGUGUACUAAUCUUUGUAAGGUUCCAACUCAGACCUUCAUUAAGCAAUCCCUCGGGAUGCCAGUCAACAUGGUUCCUAAUUUUGAUGAUAUGAGCUGUGAGAUGGUAUUUGGUCAGGAUCCUCCUAUUCCCACAGAAGAUCCAGCAUUCAGGCAACCAUGCUAUAAACUAUGUAAUGCUUUGCCUCACCCCUUCAGUCCUUCACAUACACACAUGCACAUGCACGCUCAGAAUCGCAAUCCUCAUUCGCCUCCUAAUUUGGUGGAUUAGAAACAGCCUCAUCAGUAUCAUGAAGACUGAAGAGUGCCUGAAGUAGAAAAAAAGAUUGUGAUCAUUAGUAUCAAACUAAUAUAAAAACAGAAAUUUUUUCAUAAAAUCUAACCUGCACAUUUCUUGUUCAUGUUAUUUACAGGUAAAGCAAACCAAAAGCACAUGACGAAAUGCUCCAGCUGACAAGAAGAGAAUCGUUAAUUUGACAACUAAUUCUAAUAUAUUUAAUUUUCUAUAUACAACAAACUUUUGAUAAACAUCUACACAGGGAAACUGAAAGAGGUACCAGUCAGUGCUGCUGCAAUUUCCAUACGAUCAGGUACAAUGAAUUUGAUGAUACUGACACUUUCAACAAGUACGCAUACAUUAUGACAUCGCAGUAAUUUAAUACAUUGAAUGUAAAACUACAGUAACAGUGAACAAUUGCUCAUUAACAGAUAUACACAGUAAUAAUGGCCUAUAUAGUGUGUCUGUCUACUGUUCCAUUCAAUGUGCUUGUCUCUUUCUUCAGUUCUUGUAUAUCCCCCAUAGUUCAAUUGCUUUGACUUUCCAAUAAACUCCAUUGUUUUCCUGAA
Molecule: messenger RNA, 1497 nt
Organism: Ricinus communis (castor bean)
Lineage: Eukaryota; Viridiplantae; Streptophyta; Magnoliopsida; Malpighiales; Euphorbiaceae
Product: beta-carotene isomerase D27, chloroplastic
Exons: 6
Coding region: 77-922 (281 amino acids)
Molecular function (GO): iron ion binding
Source: RefSeq, a predicted model, not a curated record